UGACCGACUUUCUCUCUCUAAAAAAAAUGUCUCGAUUGCUCUCCAAAACCCUAAUUCCCCACGGAAGAUUCUUCCUCCGUCGUUUCAACGAGCCAACGAUUACGACGAAGACAACCCCACCAAACCUCGUCUGUUUCAGCCGCCGCUUUUCAUCAACCCCACAAGUCAUCGAGCUUGAAAUCGAUUCUAAAACCGAAGCCGAAGCAGCGAUUCUCAAGAAGCUUAACGAAUUCGUACGAAGGAUCAUCGUUCAUAAUUCGACUCCAGAUUGGCUUCCUUUUGCACCUGGCUCUUCCUUUUGGGUACCUCCUCAUCAGAUUACGGCUACGAAGAUCGCUAAUUUGGUCGACAAGGUGACUAAUCCGUUGACGGAGGAAGAAUCUCUUUCUCUUUCGUCUCCUUAUGGUUGGCCUUGUUCCUCUUUCUUCAUUCCUCCUCCAGAUGAUUCAACAUCUACACAAGAGGUAGAAGGUAGCGUGGAGUUGAAAAUCCCGGGGAAUGAGAUGCUGGAAAUCAAGCUAGCACAUUAUCCGGAUCCUAUUUACUCUUUUAAACCUGAAGACGGUGAGGAGUGACUCGAUACCUUUCCAGCACGAGAGAGCAGGACAAGCUUGGAAAAACAGAUGAUGAUCGAUGAUACUCAAGCAGUUUGUACAUACAGUUGAAAACCAUGGAGUUAUAUGAUCUUUGGGUGAUUUUAUACCUUGUUUACUAUGUUUUAUAAUUGACUUAAUAUAAUUAGCUUGGGGGC
Molecule: messenger RNA, 751 nt
Organism: Arabidopsis arenosa
Lineage: Eukaryota; Viridiplantae; Streptophyta; Magnoliopsida; Brassicales; Brassicaceae
Source: the annotation of a GenBank genome assembly